UCACUGGUUAGCAGAAUCGCUAACCCGUCUAUACGCUAACCACAUUUUACUCUAGUUAGUGGAGCAUAGCUGACCAAGUGGAAAUGGAUAAUGCUACUCUUGAUAGUUUAAUCCUGAAACUGCAUGACAUCCAAGCCGUCAAGUUCGGUACUUUCAAACUAAAAAGUGGACUCACUUCGCCGAUAUAUUUUGAUCUUAGAGUAAUAGUUUCCCAUCCAGCGUUGAUGAACCAGGUGGCAAAUCUUCUUCAUAAGCGUGCUGAGGAUGCAGGAGUUGAGUUUGAUAGUGUGUGUGGAGUCCCUUACACAGCUCUUCCUCUGGCCACCAUCAUCUGCUCUACCAAACACUAUCCUAUGCUUAUUCGACGAAAGGAGGCAAAGGACUAUGGAACAAAACGUCUCAUCGAGGGAACCAUCCACCCCGGUGACAGAUGUCUUAUCGUAGAGGAUGUAGUGACCAGUGGCAGCAGUGUUCUAGAAACCGCUGAGGUUCUUGAGAAGGAAGGCCUGAAGAUCACAGAUGCUGUCAUGUUAAUGGACCGAGAGCAGGGAGGCAGUGCCAGGCUAGCUGACCGUGGCAUCACUCUACAUUCAGUCAUUUCUGUCUCCAGACUUCUGGAUGUGUUACUUAAAGCUGGCCGAAUAGACACGGCAUCUUCUCAGAACGUUGAGAGGUUCAUUCAAGAAAAUAACACCUACAUAUCAACAAAGGAGAAUGGCUCCUCAGCUCCUAAAAAGAGCUGUAGGGAGCUCAGCUAUGGGGCUCGUGCUGCAUUCCCAGACACUCACCCUCUCGCUGCCCGCCUGCUGAAGAUCAUGGAGGACAAGAAGACCAAUCUGUGUGUGUCUGCAGAUGUGACUCGCUCUGAGGAGCUGCUGGAGAUUGCUGAUACGCUGGGGCCGCUGAUUUGCGUGUUGAAGACUCAUGUGGACAUCCUCCAGGACUUCACUGCAGAUGUCACCAGCAGUCUGAAAGAGUUGGCUAUAAAGCACAACUUCCUGAUUUUUGAGGAUCGCAAGUUUGCAGACAUUGGGAACACGGUCAAGCAUCAGUAUGAAGGCGGUCUCUAUCAGAUCUCCUCAUGGGCACACAUCAUUAAUGCCCACGCAUUGCCGGGUCCGGGUGUGCUGCAGGGUCUCGGUGCAGUUGGCAAGCCUCUGGGUCAUGGCUGUCUGCUCAUUGCUCAGAUGAGCUCCCAGGGUUCCCUAGCAACAGGAGAUUACACUCAAGCAGUGGUCAAGAUGGCUGAAGACCACACAGAUUUUGUGUUUGGAUUUAUAAGUGGAUCAAAGAUCAGUGAAAAGCCCGGUUUGGUUCACAUGACUCCAGGAGUGCAAAUGCAGACGGGAGAGGAUGGACUUGGACAGCAGUAUUCAAGUCCGAUGUUCUUAAAGGCUCUGAUUUCUCUUUUAUUCUUCAGAAGGAACUGGGUCAUUCCAUCCACUUGA
This is a messenger RNA of Cyprinus carpio (common carp), 1448 nucleotides long. Its product is annotated as uridine 5'-monophosphate synthase. Gene Ontology annotation, biological process: 'de novo' UMP biosynthetic process; 'de novo' pyrimidine nucleobase biosynthetic process. The record is from RefSeq and is a predicted model, not a curated record. Lineage: Eukaryota; Metazoa; Chordata; Actinopteri; Cypriniformes; Cyprinidae. Gene Ontology annotation, molecular function: orotidine-5'-phosphate decarboxylase activity; orotate phosphoribosyltransferase activity.